AUGGAGAGCAAUAAUCCAAUCUACCAGUGGCUUUCCACUGUGGAGGACCAGGGACAAACUGAGAACCAGGAACAAGUGAAGGACACAGCUCUUGCAACGGGCAUACCACGGAUCCACAUCCCACUUGAGACGUCUGAUGACCUGCGUGCGAAUGGACAUUCAGCUAGCAGGAAGAGAGAUUCACGUCAUCUCAAGGAAACGAAAGCAUCGUCCACUCACGAGACCAUACCAGGAAGUGAAGGUCAUAAGAGAUCUCGAAAUUGUUACGAGCUAAGGCCCAGAUACAAGACUCGCGAGGAUCGCUAUGAGUACAAAGGCCCAUCAUCGGCUGUGGAGACCCAGUCGCAGUCUCGCAAAGGAAGAGCCAAAAAGCCCCGGGGCAGGAGGCAUACCAUGAAUGAUGACUUCCGUGCCAUCAAUGUUACAGGAAACAGAUUGACACUGCGCAGCAAUACGAACCUGGGUAUAUUCAACAAGGGACGGUCUUCUUCUGUGGCCAAUCAGCACGGAAACACCCCAGCCGGACUUGCAAAACCUGCAUCGGUCACCAGGUCUCAGAAAUAUGUCGCAGAGUCCGAUCUUGCCUUUUCUGAGAUGAACUUUCUGUCCCGGAGGAGUAAUCUCAGCCCGUAUCCCAUGUCAACUGCCAGAGAAACUCUGGAUGGACAGCAUGAGAGAGAGUACCACCCACAGGAGGUACAGUUCGAUGACCCUGCACAUGACUCCAAACUCGGCACGUCUCACUCAGACAACAAAUUGGUUGAUGUGAAACGGAAGCUUGACGCCUCAGUCAUGCCGCUGUUCGCAUUUGAAGAGGCGCCUGUCAGUGAGAUGUACCCAGUUUCCGGUCACUCUCGGAGUGCUUCCCCCAUGCCACACAAUAAAAGACGGAAGAUAUCAAAACAAUCAUCAUCUAUUCCAUACACUUGGACUGAAACUGAGGUCGACGACACGGAACAAAGCGAUGCCCUUGAACAGCACCUGCUAAACCUGCUGCACGUCGGAGUAUAUCCCCAAGGUCUAUGCUCUGAGACCAAAAAUACUGUCUUGACCGGACGAUAUUGGAGUCUCGCCGAAUUAUGGGAACUGUUGGAGGAGAGAAAGACGUCAUGGUCAAGCGAAGCAGGCAGACAAAAUCGAACUUCACCCGAAGCCAACACGGCGCAGCUAGCUGCAGUCAAAGCCUCUCCACAAGAGGUUCCCAAGGUCACUGCAGCAGACGAUUUAGACGUUCACAAUGCCGGUAGCGUACAGAACGAAACAUCCAAACAAUCCGCGGAUUCGGACAUUGCUUGUGAAAUGGGUUGCAGUGUGAACAGUCCACCCAAACAACCUUCAGUUCUCGAGCAACAACAAGAUGGACCACAUGAAGCUUCAGAUAAGCCGGGCUGUCUAAGCCUCCAAGCUUCCAGGGCAUUAAACAGCCCAGAUCGUUUCAUAGACACCUUGAACGAAGAUCAUGGUGAGCCUUCCCACCAGGAAUCGGCAGAGGAUGCAGUCCUUUUCCCAGCAUUACCAGAUGUUGAACAGCCGCAUAUGUCUGACAUCGAAUUUUAUGAGCUGGGCCGAGUCGAUGAUGAUGACGUGUUCUAUCGCACGCUGGAUGCUGCUUACUGUGCCAUCGUGCGCCCAGAGGUCGUGGCAGAGGUUGCAUCAGACUUACAGCAGUUACUUGAAUCACCCGAACUAAAUGGCAAUGAUCUUCCGAAUACUCCAGAGCCGACUAGUAUCCGGGAACCCGAUAUUCCUACCGGACAGGUAGAGGGGGCAGAGCCAGAGCAUUUGGUAACGGCCUCCCAAGACAUCAUACAAGACGGGUAUGAUGGAAGGCCAUCUGAGCCUUCUUGCAAACAAAAGCUAUCUACGAGCCAUUCGAAUGAUCCUUGUGUUGACCAGAACAAUGAUUUACCAUGGAUGGCUACCGGAUACGGCCAGACACAACCGCGCGCGUCAACUGGAAUUGAUGCGGGACAUGCUAAGCCUCCAGGAUUAUCUGGCUUCUGGAGACAGAACAGACUCUAUUGA
Messenger RNA from Penicillium mononematosum, 2025 nucleotides. RefSeq lists its product as uncharacterized. The record is from RefSeq and is a predicted model, not a curated record. The transcript is spliced from 3 exons. NCBI's taxonomy places the organism in Eukaryota, Fungi, Ascomycota, Eurotiomycetes, Eurotiales, Aspergillaceae. The coding region runs from base 1 to 2025 and encodes 674 amino acids.